Molecule: messenger RNA, 2511 nt
Organism: Diatraea saccharalis (sugarcane borer)
Lineage: Eukaryota; Metazoa; Arthropoda; Insecta; Lepidoptera; Crambidae
Source: the annotation of a GenBank genome assembly
AUGGAGUUGAUUUUAGAAGAUAACAGAGAGAGAUCUCUCACAACAUUAAAAAAUUUGGAGUUGAACAUGGAUACCAGGUUUAUAUUGGGAGGAAAGUGUUACAUAAGGGAUGUGCUUACUGAAAAGCCCGCCCUGAGGCGUCGGGCGCCGGCGUCCGAGGCGGGCUACGCGCGUGUCAUGGCUCCGGCGCUUUCGGUUGCACCCGGAGAGCCCCAUAGUUACGACAAUACCGAAGAAAUAGACCAGCUUACUCCGCUCAGAAGACGGGCGCUCGCGUCCGUCGAUAAUCUAUCAAUACACAUGGAGGAAGAUGACAUGGGGCUCCAAAGCCAACCGAGUCUUGCCAAAGAUUCACAGGAAAUGGAGCAGAUCUUAGUCGAUUUGGGUAGUAGUGAUCUAGCUCAGGCUGAUUUACUUCAAGCCAUUAAAACCUUCGAAAGUGGGGAUGGUCUAUCGACCGGUGAUCCAGAUGGAAUUUUCCCACUGAGUGCAUUUGAUUUGCCAGAAACUGCAGAUUCUGAGGGUGAUGCUGCAGAAGAUAAAAUCAGACUGCUCCAAGCGCGCCUUGAACGUCGAUGUUCUUUUUUGCAAAGACGGUUACGAAUUUUGCAAGCUCGGAGUAUAGGGAAACGUAUAUCAGAAGAGGCUGCUCAAACUUUUGACAAGUGCAUUAGAGGAGCACGUAAAGAUGGUGGAGGCAGACCUAUUGGAUUAAAAGCUUUUUUGAAGAGAAUAGAAACAACCGCAGUGUUACAAGCCAGUGCAGCAUCUCGUUCAGUUGCUGGUCCUAAGUAUUACCAUGCUAGUUGUUCACAUGUCGAUCCCUCAAAAUCUGCCUCAGUUGGAGUAUCUUCUGGAACCCUUACUGGCUUAGAGGACACUGCUGGUGCAUUAAGAUCUCAUUUAUCAGUGGUGAAGCAUGAGCUGGACUCUGAUGCGACAGCUUCCUCAUCAGGAGCUGAAAGUAAUGAUGAAGCUGUCACUUACAACAAUCCUCAUCAACAGCCUAUGCCGAUUGAAAAACGUGCAUUAUGGUCAUGGCAGAGGUCUCGCGCUUCCAUUGCGUCUCGUUGGUGCUGGCUACAGGCACAGGUUCAAGAGUUGGAGUACAAAAUCCGUCAGCACACAGACUUGCAUAAACAGGUUCGCGAGGCGAAGGGUCCGGUAGAGUUUGAAGGAGAACCAGUUGCUUAUGAAGGCAGUCUACCUGGUUCUGACUUACCCAACAAUCCUGCUACCCAGACUUGUGCGAGGGUCCGUCCUCUGAAACGAGAAACCUUCAAGAAGAGGAAACUAUUGCAAAUGCAUAACUUGCACAUUGCCACAACGAAAGCUGCUAAACCAUCAGACAUAUGUUGUAGCUGCGAGUACCCGUUGGAGAGUUGCGGCGUGUGUACCGGUCGCGCGGAGCCCACUAUGCCGGAGCCGCCCCCCUCCACCCUGCCCCCCGCGGCCAAGUUGGCCCGCGCCGACCCCGCCUACCAUCCCGUCCUCAGCGACGUUAAAGUAAAUGAGUAUUAUUUACCCGCAGACAUCCGCAGCGCGGUGCACAUGAGCGCGCUGUCGUCCCGCGCGUGGUUCCGCGCCCGCGCCCGCGCGCGCGCCCCCCGCCCCCGCGCCCCCCGCGCGCCCCCGCACGCCGCCCCCGCCCCCGCCCCCCACGCGCCCCACGCCCACCACGCCGCCAGGGACAAGCGCCACUCGACCACCAGAUCGAAAAGAGGACGACCGCCGCUAUCACGGAAGACAAGAGAAAGAGAUAGCAAGGGUGAGAGGGAAGAUGAGACGGCAACAUCAGGACCAGAGAGGAGCCGCGGUCGUCAAAGUACAGAAAGUCGUACGCGCCGUCAAUCGUACGACAUCGACAAUAUCGUGAUACCGCAGAGCAUCGCGGCCAACACUCGCCCGCAGAUACUCACGUACAAGGAGAUAAUCACGCCCAAAUGGCGUGUAUUAGAGAUACCUGAAGUACCACUCAAUAAUGGCGUUUCAAAAUCAUCUGAUCUACUCUCUGUAGAAAGUGAGGAGGAGGAUAUAUCCGAGGCGGCGGUCCGCGCCCGCCACGUGCGCGCUGAGCAGCGCGAGCGCGGCCGCUACGCGCGCAAGCCGCGCCACCGCCGCGUGCAGGAGCCGCCCCCGCCCUCGCCCCCGGCCCCGGCCCCCGAGAUGUGCGCCACCCCGCCCCCGGCCCCCACGCCGCCCCCGCCCGCGCAGGAGCGAGAGUGUGUAAGGCCGUACUCACCACGUCAGUUCCCUCUUCCGGAGCGCACGUACGAGGGCAUGGUAGCGGACAUGCCGCAAGGUUUCUAUCAAGAGGCGCCCCCAUCGCCGCCCCCGCCCCCGCGUGAAGUCGAGCGCAGCCCCCCCAGCGCGCCGGACCUGCCCCCAGACGAGUACUCGAGCGAUCUGUCGCCGCUCUCCAACCCCGCAUACGAUGGAGAUGACCCAGACGAUGCCGAAUGGGAACCGAGCGCUGAGAAAACUGAAAGGAGGAAAUCCUCCUUGAGGUGA